Penicillium longicatenatum is the source of this 6402-nucleotide messenger RNA. Its product is annotated as tetrafunctional fatty acid synthase subunit FAS1. The transcript has 2 exons. Gene Ontology annotation, cellular component: fatty acid synthase complex. The coding region runs from base 1 to 6261 and encodes 2086 amino acids. The record is from RefSeq and is a predicted model, not a curated record. Gene Ontology annotation, molecular function: enoyl-[acyl-carrier-protein] reductase (NADH) activity; fatty acid synthase activity; [acyl-carrier-protein] S-acetyltransferase activity. Gene Ontology annotation, biological process: long-chain fatty acid biosynthetic process. Lineage: Eukaryota; Fungi; Ascomycota; Eurotiomycetes; Eurotiales; Aspergillaceae.
AUGUACGGCACAUCAACCGGUCCCCAGACCGGCAUCAACACCCCUCGAUCUUCUCAAUCGCUGCGCCCUCUUAUCCUCUCACAUGGCUCCCUCGAAUUCUCUCUUCUCGUUCCCACCUCGCUCCAUUUCCAUGCCUCGCAGUUGAAAGACAGCUUCACAGCCUCCUUACCCGAGCCCACAGAUGAAUUGGCCUUGGAUGAUGAGCCCUCCUCUGUGGCCGAGCUCGUGGCUCGCUACAUUGGCCAUGUGUCCCACGAGGUGGAAGAAGGAGAGGAUGAUGCCCAGGGCAGUUACCUGGAAGUCUUGAAGCUUAUUCUGAACGAGUUUGAGCGGGCAUUCAUGCGGGGCAAUGAUGUUCACGCAGUGGCUGCCGCGCUUCCUGGCAUUGUCGCCAAGAAGAACCAGGUCGUGGAGGCCUACUACGCCGGACGAGCUGCCGCAGGCCGGCCCACCAAGCCCUAUGACUCGGCCCUGUUCCGGGCUGCCUCCGAAGAUGCCGCAGGUAUCUACACGGUCUUUGGUGGCCAGGGCAACAUUGAAGAGUACUUUGACGAGCUACGCGCCAUCUACACCACCUACCCCUCCUUCGUGGAGGAGUUGAUCACCUCUUCGGCCGAGCUUUUGCAAACCCUCUCACGGGAACCGGAGGCCAGCAAGCUUUACCCUAAAGGUCUGGAUGUCAUCCAAUGGCUCCAGGAUCGGGAUUCUCAGCCGGAUAUUGAUUACCUGGUCUCGGCUCCCGUCAGUCUGCCCUUGAUUGGGUUGGUUCAGCUCGCUCACUACACGGUGACCUGCAAGGUCCUGGGCCGUCAGCCAGGUGACCUCCUCGAGCGCAUUCGAGGAACCACUGGUCACUCACAGGGUGUGGUGACCGCUGCGGCCAUUGCCACAGCUACUAGCUGGGAGUCCUUUGCCCAGGCGGCAAAGAAUGCCUUGACCAUGCUGUUCUGGAUUGGUCUGCGGAGCCAGCAGGCCUACCCCCGCACCUCCCUGGCUCCCUCGGUGCUCCAGGACUCGAUUGAGAAUGGAGAGGGAUCCCCCACCCCCAUGCUGUCCAUUCGCGAUCUCUCCCGGGCAGCGGUCCAGGAGCACAUUGAUGCCACCAACCAGCACUUGCCGGAAGAUCGUCACAUUGCCAUAUCUUUGGUCAACAGUGCCCGCAACUUCGUUGUGACCGGCCCCCCGAUCUCUCUCUAUGGUUUGAACCUGCGUCUGCGCAAGGUCAAGGCUCCUACCGGCCUAGACCAGAACCGUGUUCCGUUCACACAGCGGAAGGUUCGCUUCGUCAACCGCUUCCUCCCCAUCACAGCCCCCUUCCACAGCCAGUAUCUCACCUCCGCUUAUGAUCGGAUUCUGGAGGAUUUGGAGGAUGUCGAUAUCCCUGCCAGCUCCCUGGUCAUCCCCGUCUUCAACACAAGGACCGGCGAGGAUCUGCGUGAGCUGGGCGACAAGAGUGCCGUGCCCUCUCUGGUCCGCAUGAUUACUCACGAUGCCGUCAACUGGGAGCAGGCCACCGUUUUCCCCGGUGCCACCCACAUUGUGGACUUUGGCCCCGGUGGCAUUUCGGGCCUGGGUGUCCUGACUAACCGCAACAAGGACGGUACCGGUGUUCGUGUCAUCCUUGCUGGUGAGAUGGACGGUACCAACGCUGAGGUUGGCUACAAGCCGGAGCUUUUUGAUCGUGAUGAGCACUCGGUGAAGUUUGCCGUUGACUGGGUCAAGGAACACGGUCCCCGUCUCGUACAGACCUCCACCGGUCAGACCUAUGUCGACACCAAGAUGAGUCGCCUGCUGGGUAUCCCUCCUGUCAUGGUGGCCGGUAUGACCCCCACCACUGUCCCAUGGGACUUUGUGGCCGCCACGAUGAAUGCUGGCUACCACAUUGAGCUGGCUGGCGGCGGUUACUACAACGCCAAGACCAUGACCGAGGCCAUCACUAAGAUUGAAAAAGUUAUUCCUCCUGGUCGUGGUAUCACAAUCAACCUGAUCUACGUCAACCCCCGGGCCAUGGCCUGGCAGAUCCCUCUGAUCGGCCGUCUGCGUGCCGAGGGCGUGCCUGUCGAGGGUCUUGCCAUUGGUGCAGGUGUGCCUUCUAUCGAGGUCGCCAAUGAAUACAUUGAGACUCUUGGUAUCAAGCACAUCGCCUUCAAGCCUGGCUCCGUCGACGCCAUUCAGCAAGUCAUCAACAUUGCUAAGGCCAACCCCAAGUUCCCUAUUAUGAUGCAGUGGACUGGUGGCCGUGGUGGUGGUCACCACUCAUUCGAGGACUUCCACCAGCCGAUCCUCCAGAUGUACAGCCGGAUCCGCAAGCAAGACAACAUCGUCAUUGUUGCUGGUAGUGGUUUCGGUGGCGCCGAGGACACCUACCCCUAUCUCUCUGGUACCUGGUCUGCCAAGUUUGGCUACCCUCCCAUGCCCUUUGACGGAUGUCUCUUCGGUAGUCGCAUGAUGAUCUCCAAGGAAGCCCACACCUCCAGGAACGCAAAGAAGGCCAUUGCCGAUGCUCCUGGUGUGGACGACGCAGAGUGGGAGAAGACCUACAAGCAGGCCACUGGCGGUGUGAUCACCGUCUUGUCUGAGAUGGGUGAGCCUAUCCACAAGCUGGCCACUCGGGGUGUCCUGUUCUGGCAGGAGAUGGACCAGAAGAUUUUCAAGCUCGACAAGGCCAAGCGUGUCCCUGAGCUCAAGAAGCAGCGCAACUACAUCAUCAAGAAACUCAACGAUGAUUUCCACAAGGUGUGGUUUGGUCGCAACGCUGCCGGGGAGACAGUGGAUCUUGAGGACAUGACCUACGCUGAGGUGGCUCACCGCAUGGUGGAUCUCAUGUACGUCAAGCAUGAGUCCCGAUGGAUUGAUGAUUCCCUCAAGCGUCUCACUGGUGACUUCCUCCGUCGUGUUGAGGAGCGAUUCACCACCGCCAAUGGCCAGGCCUCGCUGCUUCAAAACUACUCCGAGUUGAACACUCCCUACCCCGCAGUGGACAACAUCCUGGCUGCGUACCCUGAGGCUGCCUCCCAACUGAUCAACGCGCAAGAUGUCCAGCAUUUCCUGCUGCUGUGCCAGCGUCGCGGACAGAAGCCCGUUCCCUUCGUCCCCUCGCUCGAUGAAAAUUUCGAGUAUUUCUUCAAGAAGGAUUCGCUGUGGCAAAGUGAGGAUCUGGAGGCUGUUGUUGAUCAGGACGUUGGCCGUACCUGUAUCCUUCAGGGCCCUAUGGCUGCUCGUUUCUCUAACAUCAUUGAUGAGCCCGUUCAGGACAUUCUUGAUGGUGUUCACAAUGGUCACAUCGCCGGUCUGCUUCGCGAUGUCUACGGCGGUGACAAGAGCAAGAUUCCUGUGAUCGAAUACUUUGGUGGCAAUCUGGCCACUGCGGAGGAUGAGGCCGAAGUCGAGGGUCUCACCAUAUCUGACGAGGCCAGCAAGACCAGCUUCCGUCUUUCAUCUUCCUCUGCCGAUCUGCCUGAGCUGGACCGCUGGCUACGUCUUUUGGCUGGUGAUUCCUACUCCUGGCGUCAUGCCUUGUUCAUGGCCGAUGUUUUCGUUCAGGGUCACCGUUUCCAGACCAACCCCUUGAAGCGAAUUGUCGCUCCCACCCCUGGUCUCUUUGUGGAAAUCACUAACCCCAAGGAGCCCGCCAAAUCCGUCAUUAGUGUGCGCGAGCCUUAUCAGUCCGGCAAGCUCGUCAAGACUGUCGAGGCCAAGAUGAAUGAGAACGGUCAGAUUAGCCUGACUCUGUUUGAAGGCCGCACUGCCGAAGGUGGUGUUGUCCCUCUGACCUUCCUCUUCACCUACCACCCCGAGACCGGAUACGCCCCCCUGCGUGAGGUCAUGGGCGAUCGCAAUGAUCGCAUCAAAGAGUUCUACUACCGCAUCUGGUUUGGUAACAAGGAUGUUCCUUUCGAUACCCCGACGACCGCCACCUUCAGCGGUGGUCGUACCACCAUCACUUCUCAGGCUGUCGCCGACUUCGUCCAUGCUGUCGGCAACACUGGUGAGGCCUUUGUUGACCGUCCUGGUAAGGAGGUCUACGCGCCUAUGGACUUCGCCAUCGUGGCUGGCUGGAAGGCUAUCACCAAGCCCAUCUUCCCCCGCACCAUCGAUGGAGACUUGUUGAAGCUCGUCCAUUUGUCUAACGGCUUCAAGAUGGUUCCAGGUGCUGAGCCCUUGAAGGUCGGUGAUGUCCUCGAUACCACUGCCCAGAUCAACGCUGUGAUCAACCAGGAUUCCGGCAAGAUGGUUGAGGUUUGUGGUACUAUCAAGCGUGACGGCAAGGCUAUCAUGCACGUCACCAGUCAGUUCCUGUACCGCGGUGCGUACGUGGACUACGAGAACACCUUCCAGCGCAAGGACGAAGUGCCCAUGCAGGUUCACCUGGCUACCAGCCGCGAUGUCGCCAUUCUGCGCUCCAAGGAGUGGUUCCGCAUGGAUGAGAGUGAAAUCGAGCUCCUGGGCCAGACUCUCACUUUCCGUCUGCAGAGUUUGAUUCGCUUUAAGAACCAGACUGUUUUCAGCAACGUCCAGACCAUUGGUCAGGUCUUGUUGGAGCUGCCCACCAAGGAGGUUAUCCAGGUGGCGUCUGUGGACUACGAGGCCGGCACUUCUCACGGUAACCCGGUGAUUGACUACCUCCAGCGCAACGGAACUUCCAUUGAGCAGCCGGUCUACUUUGAAAACCCCAUCCCGCUCAGCGGCAAGACUCCGUUGGAGCUCCGCGCUCCGGCCUCCAACGAGACCUACGCUCGUGUCUCCGGUGACUACAACCCCAUUCACGUGUCCCGUGUCUUCUCCAGCUACGCCAACCUGCCUGGUACCAUCACCCACGGCAUGUACAGCAGUGCUGCCGUGCGCAGCUUGGUGGAAACCUGGGCGGCUGAGAACAACAUUGGCCGUGUUCGUGGCUUCCACGUAUCCUUGGUCGGCAUGGUCCUGCCCAACGAUAUGAUCACCGUUAAGCUCCAGCACGUUGGUAUGAUUGCUGGUCGCAAGAUCAUCAAGGUUGAGGUCAGUAACAAGGAGACCGAGGACAAGGUUCUGCUGGGUGAGGCUGAAGUCGAGCAACCCGUGACCUCCUAUGUCUUCACCGGUCAGGGCUCUCAGGAGCAGGGUAUGGGUAUGGAGCUUUAUGCCAGCAGCCCUGUGGCCAAGGAGGUUUGGGAUCGUGCUGAUCGCCACUUCAUCGAGAACUACGGCCUGUCCAUCAUUGACAUCGUCAAGAACAAUCCCAAGGAGCUGACCGUCUACUUUGGUGGUCCUCGGGGUAAGGCCAUCCGCCAGAACUACAUGGCGAUGACCUUCGAGUCCGUGAACGCCGAUGGUUCAAUCAAGUCAGAGAAGAUCUUCAAGGGCAUUGACGAGACCACUGAUUCAUACACUUACCGGUCCCCUACCGGUCUGCUGUCUGCCACUCAGUUCACUCAGCCCGCACUGACCCUGAUGGAGAAGGCUAGUUUCGAGGACAUGCGCUCCAAGGGUCUGGUCCAGCGUGACAGCAGCUUCGCCGGUCACUCCCUCGGUGAAUACUCGGCCCUGGCUGCCCUUGCCGAUGUCAUGCCCAUUGAGAGCUUGGUGUCCGUCGUGUUCUACCGUGGCCUGACCAUGCAGGUCGCUGUCGAGCGUGACGAGCAGGGUCGCUCAAACUACUCUAUGUGCGCUGUCAACCCCAGCCGUAUCUCCAAGACCUUCAACGAGCAGGCACUGCAGUACGUGGUGGAGAACAUUUCUGAGGCGACCGGUUGGUUGCUGGAGAUUGUCAACUAUAAUGUGGCUAACAUGCAAUAUGUGGCCGCUGGUGAUCUCCGCGCUCUUGACUGUCUCACCAACCUUCUUAACUUCCUCAAGGCCCAGAAUAUGGACAUUCCUGCUCUGAUGCAGAGCAUGUCCCUUGAGGACGUCAAGGCCCACCUGGUGAGCAUCAUCCAGGAGUGUGUCAAGCAGACCGAGGCCAAGCCCCGGCCUAUUCAGCUGGAGCGUGGCUUCGCCACCAUCCCGCUCAAGGGUAUCGAUGUGCCCUUCCACAGUACCUUCUUGCGCUCUGGUGUCAAGCCUUUCCGAUCCUUCUUGCUCAAGAAGAUCAACAAGACCACCAUCGAUCCCAGCAAGUUGGUGGGCAAGUACAUUCCCAACGUGACUGCCCGUCCCUUCGAGAUUACCAAGGAGUACUUUGAGGAUGUGUACCGUCUCACCAACUCUCCUCGUAUUGCCUCCAUCCUGGCCAACUGGGAGAAGUACGAAGAGGGCACCGAGACUGCUGCCCGUGCGGCCUAAUGAUGUAUCUUGUGAUUCCCCUUCUCGUCCUUCCUAAUGUGUUUGUUGUUUUCGUGAUAGAAAGACCUUGUUUUGUCUCGGUCGUGAUGUGACAUGUUUCGAAUCUUGGCGGAGUUGUUCUUGCAUGUAUAUGAGUCUUUU